UAGAACAUGGCCAUAUAGCCCAAAAAAACUUACAACAACCCACUGAUAUUUAUAUCUAUAAUCAGGUUGUGAAUCAGCAUGUGUGAAUUCAGGAAUAAGUCCCACUUCAGUGGAAAGUACUCCUAAAUCAGUUUGCAACCAUCUAGUUCUGUUCUAAACAUGGGUCCAAAGUCCCAUCUUUGACUACAGUGAGAGUUAAUGCAAUAUAAAUGUGCAUAGGAUAGCAACUUCUGUUCUUGCUGUUUUCUAGGGGAUCUCAUUACCUUCAGAGAUACUCAUUUCCAUAUACACAGACCCUUGCAAUGCAAUUUUUACAUUUUGUAUCUGUUUACUUAACCAGACUGUGGAGCAGAGACAAGAUGUUCUUCCUGCCUUGUGGUGAAUUUGAACAACGAAGCGCACAGCGGCUUACAGGAAACCAUUAACCUCUGCAUGAAGGCGGAUGUGCGAUACCUGUGCUUUGAGCCCAAUACAAUAAGCAAGUGAAAUGCUCCAUCUUUCCCUCUCUGCCUAAAUGGGAGAUAGAAACAUGCAUGAAAAACAGAGUGGAUCUGAGACCAGAAGAACCAGUUAACUCAGGAGUGUCCUCUUUCGUGAUGAUGUGGAUUCAGGUUUCAACUCUCAGCUAUCUCUGUCAUUGGGGUUCAUAAUCCUUUAGGAAGACAUUCUGCUUAAUAAAAUGCUUUCAGGCCACCAGCUGCGGCAAGGGCUUAACCACUCCUGGCUAAAACCAUCAAUGGAUCUUCCUGAUGCUGUGAUGCUACAGGCCCUCUACAACUACCAAUAUAAAUCUGAUGAUGGGAGGCGGGUGACCAUCACAGAAGGUGAGCUCUUCCAGCUCAUGUGCAAGGCCAAUGAUGAUUGGUGGCAAGUGCGCCGACUCAAUCAGUCCAAGCAGAAGUACCCCCUCUUUGUGCCUGCCACCUAUGUGGCUGAAGUGCCUACAUCUCCAAGAGCAACUGCACAACAGAAGAGUUCUGGCAUCAAUACAGUACAGGAUGGUCGCACUGCACACUUCGAAAUGGUGUCUUGUUCUCUGGAAGACCUGUACUCACAGACCUAUCCACCAUCUUUCCACAUGGGACUCAAGGCCUUCCACAGCCACCCCCAUCCCAUGAUGGGAGCUCCUCCUGACUCUCUUGGCAGGAGGCACAGCUUGAAUGAUUUAUGGCAAACACAGAGGUUGAGUAUAAAGCAGACCCAAAAUUCAGAAGAGGAACUCACGAUGAAGGGGAGCAAGCACAUGAUGUUGGAUGAUACACACCACCCUCCCCCUGGUCCCAUUAGGGAUGCCCCCCUUUACUGCAACCUGGAGGAGAUGAAACAGAUAGUGGCGAUGCCCCCCAGCCCUCGCAGCCCCCCACUAGAGGUGCUUGAAUGCUGGGAACAACACAUAGAUUCCAGCUCUCUGCGCAGUUACUUCUAUAAGCCAGCUACAGGUGAAAAGUCAUGGAAACCACCACGGAAGAAUCACGAGAAGAGCUUGGUACUGCCAGAGGGACACAGUCUUUUAGCCCCAGAAGAAAAAAGAUCUGCUCUGGGUGAACCCUUGGAUCAGACAGAAGACGGAGGGAAGGCUGGGCAGCAGCUGUACUCGCCCACUUCCCAGGGUUUCUCCAGGGCCAGAGACAAGAAGCUGGGCUACACCAAAUCCAUGGUGCUGCCAGAGACCCGAGUGCCCAAGGGAAGUCAUCGCAGGAACCUUUCCCAACACAGUUGUGAGGCCUGGCUAGGGGAAUACCCAGUGUCCACACCUGCCAAUGGUUCCCCUUCACACAGCCCUGACCGCCUUCAUGUGGUGGAGAAAGCUGGGCAGCUGAACAAAACCAAGAUUGCAGAAGGAGGCCGGAAACUCAGAAAGUGCUGGACAUCCUCAUGGCUGGUGUUAGCAGGGAACAGCCUCAUGUUCUACAAGGAUCCCAAAGUAGCAGCUGCAUGGACUCCAUCUGGUAGCCGACCGGAAAGCAGUGUGGAUUUACGCGGUGCUCGGAUUGACUGGGCUAGAGACUUGUCCAGCAAGCGGAAUGUAAUCCAUUUCCGCACCGUGACUGGCAACGAGUAUCUUUUGCAGUCAGACAGUGAGACUGUCAGCCAAGACUGGUACCAGGCUAUCAAAGGGGUCAUCCGUAGGCUGGAUGAAGAAAACCCUCUGGAUGAGCCACUUCUUUAUCCUCUCUCCAGAUCGAACAGUGCUGAUCUUGUGGAUCUCAGUGCUGAUGAGGAGGAAGAAUCAGGGCUCCCAAAGGCACCUGCUAGUCCUGACAGAGCCUACAAAAAACGGGUCAAGAGCAAGCUGAGACGGUUCAUUGCCAAGCGGCCACCAUUGCGGAGCCUACAGGAAAAAGGACUGAUUCGAGACCAGGUCUUUGGCUGCCGGCUAGAAGCUCUGUGCCAACGGGAAGGGGGCACAGUGCCACAUUUUGUCCAGCUGUGUGUGGAAGCUGUGGAAGAGAGAGGUCUGGAUGUAGAUGGUAUCUACAGGGUUAGUGGGAACUUGGCCAUUAUUCAGAAGCUAAGAUUCAUCGUUGAUCGUGAGCGAGCUGUGACCUCAGAUGGGCGUUAUGUCUUCCCGGAACAACGUUUCCAAGAGGAAAGGCUGCAGCUGAGUGACCCACAGUGGGAUGACGUGCACGUGAUCACUGGGGCCCUCAAGUUGUUCUUCCGGGAGUUGCCUGAACCACUGGUGCCAUGCAGCCUCUUUGAUGAAUUUAUAGAGUCUGUCAAGUUGCCUGACUCCAAGGAUAAAGUGGCAAAGCUAGUGGACCUGAUCCAGAGUCUCCCCCAACCGAACCGAGACACACUGCGUUACAUAUUGGAACAUCUCCACAAAGUGAUGGAGCAUUCAGAUGUCAACCGGAUGACGACACAGAACAUUGGCAUUGUCUUUGGACCAACCCUUCUGCGACACGAGCGUGACUCCGCCAGUCUAGUAGAAGGCAUGGUGUACCAGAACCAGGUGGUGGAGAUGCUCCUCACUGAAUUUCCUAACAUCUUUGCGACCCCAGGAACUGAAUGACUUUGCUGACACCUCUCUCAGGUGUUGAUGGUUUUAUCUGAAAGGCCCAGCAGAUUUAGCCCUGGAGCUAGCCCUGGCUUUGCAUAGCUGUGCUCAGGAUACAGUUCCGCUGGGCGUAUGGUGCCUUGAGCCUCUGCAGGAUUAUACUCCAGGAUUUUUAGGAUGAAUCAAAUUUAGAAGCUGGUGCGAGCCAGUGAAAGGCUUCUGGCCCUAAAUAAACUUUGCAAUAUGUGGCGUAAUUGAGCCUUCCCAAGCAUGCCUGAUGCAAAAUGAAGAAAGGGACAUGAUGGCCAAUGGAGUGGCUAAGGUAUGGAUUACAGCUAACAGAAAUCUUUGGAAUUAAGAGGCUACUUGCUAACCCUGUUCCUCCAGUACCCUCCAUCUGCCCUCAAUUACUCUGCAUUUGGUCUUUCAUUUCUCUAAGCUGACCAUUAAGUUGACAAAGGCCUUCAUGGCUGGAAUCACUGGGUUGCUGUGAGUUUUCCGGGUUGUAUGGCUAUGUUCCAGAAGCAUUUUCUUCUGACAUUUCACCCACAACUAUGGCAGGCAUCCUCAGAGGUUGAGGGGUUUGAUGGAAACUAGGCAAGUGAGGUUUAUAUAUCUGUGGAAUGUCCAGGUUUGAAGAAAGAACUCUUGUCUGCUCGAGGCAGGUUAUUUAUUUAUCGUGUCAGGAGCAAACCAAACAGUUGUAUUGCAUUUUUUAACAAACAAACAAAACACAAAGUUUGCAAGCUUGGUAGUUGAUUAAAUGUCCUUUGACCAGUAGCUAGCCACUUGGAGUGCCUCUGGUGUUACUAUAAGAAGGUCCUCCAUUGUGCAUGUAGCAGGGCUCAGGUUGCAUUGCAGCAGGUGGUCUGUAGUUUGCUCUUCUCCGCACUCGCAUGUCAUGGAUUCCACUUUGUAGCCCCAUUUCUUAAGGUUGGCUCUGCAUCUCGUAGUGCCA
Messenger RNA from Anolis sagrei ordinatus, 3959 nucleotides. RefSeq names its product Rho GTPase activating protein 9 (gene ARHGAP9). Gene Ontology annotation, biological process: regulation of GTPase activity; signal transduction. The record is from RefSeq and is a predicted model, not a curated record. Gene Ontology annotation, cellular component: cytoplasm. Lineage: Eukaryota; Metazoa; Chordata; Lepidosauria; Squamata; Anolidae. Gene Ontology annotation, molecular function: protein binding.